This is a messenger RNA of Cryptotermes secundus, 2066 nucleotides long. RefSeq lists its product as uncharacterized. Lineage: Eukaryota; Metazoa; Arthropoda; Insecta; Blattodea; Kalotermitidae. The coding region runs from base 214 to 1584 and encodes 456 amino acids. The record is from RefSeq and is a predicted model, not a curated record. The transcript is spliced from 2 exons.
UAUGCAAUGUUACGUAACAAGUUUCGCCUGUUGUCCCCCCCUCCACAGGUUAUACGUGUAACAGCAGCGUGGUCCACCUGCGUCAACCUGUGCCCACCUGUGCUAUUACAUCACAGCGAUCACAACAGUCGAGCUCAGAAGGGUGGUUGACACGGUCGAGGGCGGUCGCGAGUGGAGGAUAAAUAAGUAACAAGCAAUUCCAAGCGUAGCAGAAUGGAGAGACUGGAGAGAUUUGGAAAGCAAAAAAGAGAGGUGGAACCUGGAAAUAGGAGUAUGGACACACCCAGGAAAGGUUAUGGCCGUCACAAGAACUACUUCUGGAAGCCAGGAGAAAGUGUGAACCAACAUUUUGAUCUCCGACAUCGGGUACCGGUAACAUACCAUAAGAAAAUUCCAUGUCGUUGGGAGAACCGGCCUCGUGGCGGUGACAAACAAGGAUGCUUCUCUCAUCUCAAAAACCCCUGUGUGCCGCCCAGAAUAUCUGACAUGGGAAAAGCACAGCGACACAGAAAAUGGGAAACUACAUCAACCUACUCUAAGAAGAACAAAAACCAGCAGGACUUGCGUUUUAAAAUCUUGUCUCAUCUCAAAAACCCCUGUGUACCGCCCAAAAUAUCUGACAUGGGAAAAGCACAGCUACACAGAAAAUGGGCGACUACAUCAACCCGCGCUAUGAAGAACAAAAACCAGCAGGACUUGCGUUUUAAAAUCUUGGAGAUUCGCACGCAGAAGUGUUCUCAGCCCGAUGAAGCAGCUGCGUAUGUCCAAAAGAGUAAACCUUGGAAACCAGAGCAUAAGGCUGCUGCUUCCGGUUGGGCCAGAGGCGCAGUCACUAGUCUUCGAGCUCUGAUCCUAUCCAAGACAGCCCACCCUAACUCCAAAGCUCAUGUUGCUGUAAGCGCAAAGAAUUUUAACAAUGACUGUGAUGCGGAACAUAAGAGCAACACUUCAGAAGCUAUGUUUCAGAGAAGGAAGAGACGUUUUAAAUCAGAUUAUAGUUUUAAAGAAAACAGAAUUGUUUCUGGUGAUGCGGAACAUAAGAGCAACACUUCAGAAGCUAUGUUUCAGAGAAGGAAGAGACGUUUUAAAUCAGAUUAUAGUUUUAAAGAAAACAGAAUUGUUUCUGGUGAUUCGGUUACACUGGUACUUAGUGGAAAAUGUGAUUCAAAUAAUGAUGACACUUUAACGGGAGCAGUACAAGAUGGACAUACAGACACCAUUUUGUUCAAUGUAAAAUGUGAUUCAAAUAAUGAUGACACUUUAACGGGAGCAGUACAAGAUGGACAUACAGACACCAUUUUGUUCAAUGUAAAAUGUGAUUCAAAUAAUGAUGACACUUUAACGGGAGCAGUACAAGAUGGACAUACAGACACCAUUUUGUUCAAUGUAAAAUGUGAUUCAAAUAAUGAUGACACUUUAACGGGAGCAGUACAAGAUGGACAUACAGACACCAUUUUGUUCAAUGUAAAAUGUGAUUCAAAUAAUGAUGACACUUUAACGGGAGCAGUACAAGAUGGACAUACAGACACCAUUUUGUUCGACGUAAAUCAUGUAAUAAAUCUGUUUAAUUCAAUAAAUAUCUAGCUGUCAUGUAAACAGAACACCAAAGUCUAUUAUUAUUUUCAACACUGAAAUGUGUCAGAUGUAGUUGCAAGUUAAAUGGUUCUUCCUCUGCUUCAUUAGUUAAGCAUUAUGCCAUAAAGACAUUUGAGGGAUUGGAGGUAUAGUUCCACCAUUCUUGACCUCAGCAGUAGAUGGAGGUGAGUGGUCAGUUUCACAGUGCUCUAGGCUUUACCCCAGGAGAUAAUACCCCCAAUAUAGAUUGGAUAGGAGUCUUUGGUGGACCCCAUAUACAAGAAAUGUGAGAUGGGGGCUUAUCAGAAUGUGAAUUGUUUCAAAUAAAGAGCCAUUGGACAGCGUGGCAACAAUGCUAACUGCAAUUUUUAAAACCACUGUCCAUUCUUCUACUUCGGUGAUUAAAUAAUUAUUUGAAAUGCCUUCAUAUUGCAAAAUAUUGGUAUAAUGUUCACAUGUGUGACUCCUAUGUGGCUCAGUAGCUAGGAAAA